AUGGGCGCGAUGAACAGCAUCGAGGUCUUCACCGCCGAGGAGCAAUCGUAUGCAAUCGUCGGCGGCGGCGCUCGAAUUGGCGAUCUGAACCCAGCCCUCGCGGCAGCAGGAUACAGAACCACAACAGGCGUCUGCGAAUGCGUUGGCCUCGCCGGCCUAGCCCUUGGCGGUGGCCACGGCCGCCUCCAAGGCCAGUACGGGCUCGUGGCCGACCAAACCCUCUCCACGCGUCUCGUCCUCGCUAAUGGCAGCAUCGUCACCGCAUCCGCUACCUCACAUCCCGACCUCUUCUGGGCGCUUCGCGGCGCCGGUCAUUACUUCGGUAUCGUCACUGAAUUCAAGCUGAAGAUUUACCCUGCCGCCGGCCACGAAAGUUGGGCGAUCUCGAUCAACACCUUCCCCGGCUCCCGCCUUGAGGAAGUGUGUUCCACCGUCAACACCAUCGUCGAGCACCAGCCUGCCGAAGCGGUACACAUGUCCAUGAUAAGCCUGAACCCAGCCAUUUCCACCACGGACCCCAUAAUAACAUACAUCGCCUUCUACGACAGCCCCGCCUCCGCCCUCGCCGCACACAUCGAACCCCUCAUCGCCCUGCAACCGCUCAGCACGACAUCCGAAGUCGUCCCCUACACCGCCCUCUCCAAAUUCCUCCUCUCCUCCGCCGACGCCGUAGCUUGCUGGCCGAACGCUGCAAGCCUCCUGCGCUUCCCGGUCGAUUUCCACACGCCGUACAACAUCAGCGCCAUGCGCCAGGUCUAUGAUCUCAUGGCGCGGACGUUCCGAGAGACGCCGGCGCUGAACCAGACGUGGCUCGCGAUCGAAGGAUACUCAGAUCAGGCUGUGCGGAGCGUGCCUGAUGAGGAGACAAGUUUCCCCUGGCGGGGGGAUAAUUUGUUGAUCUCGCCGUUUGUGAUUUACGGGGCUGGGGAGAGGGGCCUGGAUGGGAAGGCGAGGGAGUUCGUGGAGGGCAUCCGUAAGAUUCUGAACGCGGGAGCCGGAAGGAAACCGGAGGAACUGCAUGCGUAUGUGAAUUAUGGGAAUGGGCGGGAGAAGGGCGGGAUGGGGAGAUUGGGAUCCGGAAAAGAGGUUUUCGUGGUAUUUGCCUAUUGA
This is a messenger RNA of Cyphellophora attinorum, 1110 nucleotides long. RefSeq names its product 6-hydroxy-D-nicotine oxidase. Lineage: Eukaryota; Fungi; Ascomycota; Eurotiomycetes; Chaetothyriales; Cyphellophoraceae. Gene Ontology annotation, molecular function: FAD binding. The record is from RefSeq and is a predicted model, not a curated record. The coding region runs from base 1 to 1110 and encodes 369 amino acids. The transcript has 3 exons.